Molecule: messenger RNA, 5004 nt
Organism: Babesia sp. Xinjiang
Lineage: Eukaryota; Apicomplexa; Aconoidasida; Piroplasmida; Babesiidae
Product: 26S proteasome non-ATPase regulatory subunit 10
Exons: 10
Coding region: 1-5004 (1667 amino acids)
Molecular function (GO): protein binding
Source: RefSeq, a predicted model, not a curated record
AUGACGGAAGCAAAGUCUGCCGCUAAGCGCCAACCUAUUAAAAAGGGUGGCCGAGUUGGCAAUGAGGCACGAAAGGGUCACGACGUGAAGAUACGAACGUCAAAUGCACAUGCAAAUGUGGAUAAGGCCAUUGUCGCAUCGGCAACCACAACUUCCGUGGAUGCCAAACCUAAUAUGGCAAUCCCACAGGAAAAACCAGGUAUUACCACGGACUCCUUCAACAACCUUCUGUCAAACUUCACACAGGCUCUAUCAGCUUCGAAUGUGCAGACAAAUGCUGGAAACGGUUCGCAGGAACAGCUGUUGUGUGAAAUGGGCAAACUGUUCCUCUCAAGCAUGAUGACGUUUAACCAGAUCCUACAGAAUCAUGCAUCAUCAACGGCCACUGCAGCUGUUAACACAGUACCUGAAAAUGUCGCAGAACCAACUGAUGUGCCAUCAACCAGCACCGGAAAAUCCACAGUAAAUAAGGAUAAGGUUGCCCGCGGCGGCGGCACAUCUAAAACCAAACACAGGUCGGCGGCUAAGGAAGGGGCCACGAACUCCAUUCCACCAAGAGAUACUAAGGGAGGCCGAGGUAAAGCCGCCUCAAAAGGCACAGAGAAUAAUCAUAUCAUAGUUGCAGACGAUGAUGUGGUUGAGACAAGCCCCGCGCCCACCAAUCGUAGACAAGCAAAGAAGAAUGAAACUGAAGGACAGAAAGGUAACGCUUCACGCGAAAAAUCAUCGGGGUCGAUGGUACUACCCAAAUCUGUACCUUCGAAGAAACGUGAUGACGUCACAACCCCUGGUGAUAUAAAUAGUCAAUGGAUAUUGGGUAAGCAUGACAAAGUAUCCGGUAAAAAGGAUGAUUUAACUGUUAAGACGUUACUCCCAGAUGCAGCAACGGCAGUUAAAAUCGUCGGUAAACAUGCAACACGUGCUACUGAUAUCAAUCAGCACCCUGUUUUGGUAACACAACGUGAAGACACCAAUUCAGAUCGUUCACCCACAGAUGCUACACAUUCUGAGCUGGGUAGCACAACAGAUGCGAAUUCUGUGAAACCUGAUUUCAGUACUGCAACUACACCCAACAAUGUACUAGAAGCAGAGGAAAUGGCAUACCUUGGUGGUCUAGCAUCUGCAGAGGAACAAUUGAAUUUCAGCAUAUACCGCUUUGUAGACAGCUGUACUAAUGUCAGCAUUAAUGAUGGCAAUGAGGUUGCCAGUGUUGACAAACUUGGCGAGUGGUUAGGCACACACUCAGAGCGCAUCGAGCGAAUCGCGGAUAAGCGAGCUCCGGCCGAAAUUGCUGAUGAUGUUCCACAUUCACCCGGCGUUGUACUUGGCAGCCCAAUCGAGCUUUUGCGUGCAGCUUUCAUGGGCGACCUUGAGUUGCUAAAGUCUCAAAAGAAUGUCGACGUCAAUCAUGUUGACGAAGUGGGUCGCAGCGCACUGCACUAUGCUAGUGCUGCAGGGGCUGAAAAGUGUGUGGAAUACCUUUUGGCCAGCGGUGUUAAUGUGAAUUUGGCGGAUAAAAAAGGAUGGACAGCUAUUCACAUUGCUGUCUCAAAGAAUUAUGCCGAUGUGGCACGCGUACUUAUAGAUGGAGGUGCAGAUAUAUUCGCCCUGUUGAAGCAUAAAUGUGCUCCAGCGCGAUUAAUGGACGUAUAUUCCCCAGCGAUACAUUUCGCAGCGAUCAAGGGUAAUAUCGAGAUCACGGAACUGUUGUUGGCACAGGGUGCAACCGUCAACGAUGUAGACUCUGCCAACAUGACACCACUACAUUAUGCAGCGUUCAGACCUAACACGGAUUAUGUGCGUUUCCUACUUGAAAAGGGUGCUGUGGUUGACGUACGUGAUGUGAAUGGUCGUUCUCCAUUCCAUGCAUCGGCAUUAUCGGGAAUGGUUGAGAACGCACGUCUAAUGGUCGAAAAGCAUCCGUUUUUGAACGAAGAAGAUGUGUGGUCACUUACACCGUACAAAUUGGCAGAGCUCAGAAACCAUUCCGAUUUCUGUAAAUAUCUCAAAGAGACGCUACACAUCUUCGAGGAAGAUGUCGAUGAUAUUAAUCGCGUAUUAGCAUCGACAAUCGCGGUGGCAUUGCAAGAACCGAAUGCGGAUCAGAUAUACCGUUGUGUAACGCGUAUAGGUCCAGAACUGUCUAAGACUGUGUUCGACCUUACAAUGCAAAUCGAACGUAAUGGAGGUGUGUUAACAGCAGACGGAUCGCGUAAGCGUACCAGUGGUGGUAUUUUCUUCACCUGUCUACGCGAGUUAUAUCUUAACGAUAUCAUUUCCAAGGACGACUACAAUUAUAUACGAGCCGCAGAAAAUGAAAAACGUAUCGCCAAGGCGAAAGAACGUCGUAACAAACUCAAAGCACUAUUCACACACGCUGUAUGUGAUGUCUCGGAGUACGAAUCGCGUUAUGUUACGCGUCUCCAGUCCCUGCCGGCAGACGAACGAUAUGAAGAACCACUACGCCGGUUAGCUUUUGGUAGUUGCCAAAAGCUUGACUUUGGUGAUAACCGUAUAUUUCCGGUAAUAAAUGAACAUAGUCCUGAUUUGUUUUUAUACACCGGUGAUAUUGUCUACCCAAAGUAUGGUUGUUGCACACCUAACUGCAUCCAAUUGGAAUAUGAUUACGUGAAAUCACAUCCUGUGUACAAGUCAUUUGUAUCACAACUACGCCGCUUGGACGGUGUCUAUGAUGAUCAUGAUUUCGGAAUAAAUGAUGGGCAUGAUAACUACCCGUAUAAACGGGAAUCACAACAGCUGUUACUUGACUUUUUAGAUAAGCCAAAGGAUCAUUAUAGGCGUAAACGUGAGGGAGCUUAUUUUUCAGCGGAAUAUGUAGAUCCCGCUAAUCCCAAGCACCGCGUAAAAGUAAUUGUACUUGAUGUACGGUACCACCGUGGGUGCUUCUACUAUUGUACAUGCCAGAGAUGCUCUUGGAAGAACCUGUAUAUGUACAACUUCUUCUUCAGGCGGCUUGUAAACUAUUACCUAGGAUUGGGAUGUAACCAUCCUGGGGACGUCCUAGGUGAGGAACAGUGGAAAUGGCUGGAGGGACAGUUGCAUGAAUCAUCCGCGGAGUCACAUGUAAUUGUUUCCUCUAUGCAGGUUUUUACACGCUACCCUAUAGCUGAAAGCUGGGGACUUUUGCCAGAGGCAAAAGAUAGGUUGGUGAAUUUACUAUUAGCAACGAAGCCUAAGAACACUAUUUUCGUAUCAGGGGAUGUUCACUGGGGAGAGCUCAUAGACGGUGAUGGUAUCAUCGAACUAACUGCAAGUAGUUUAACACAUUCAUUUCUCUUGGAGUAUCCAUCAUUAAAAUUGUUCAUGUCAGUAGUCGCAUCAUGGUGGGAUAAAUUGACUUACGGCUACAACAAUUUUGGUAUCAUCGACUUUGAAGUUGAUGAUAAAAAUGGUAAUUUAACUCAAGAUGUUAAACUAUUGGAUGAGAUGGGUAAGGUGGUAUUUCGGCAUUUUAACGACGGAACGAGUGAUCCGCUGGAGCCUUAUCGUGAUGUAGAGCACAAGCCGUCGACACUUUUAAAUGACACGCGGAUUGUAAAAUGCAUGAAAACGAAAACGAAAGGCGUUAUACUACUAAUGGCGUUUUAUCUCUUCGGCGUAUUUUUAAGCGUGCUCAUGGCACGCGCAGCCCUGGCGUUGACCGCUUACGAGAAAGAGUAUCGUACACAACUACGUAGUCUUCCUCCUGAUGAAAUCGUUGAAGAAACUCUAAGUAAGCUGGCCUUCGGAAGUUGCCAGAAACUUGAUCUUAAUCCAAGCCAUAUUUUUAAUUCUAUCAAGCGAUAUGCUCCUGAUAUGUUCCUUUAUACAGGCGACAUUGUCUAUGCGCCUAAUGGAUGUUGCGAACCGCACUGUCUGAAGACACAAUAUGAUGCGAUGAAAAGAUCCCCGGUGUACCAGGGUUUUGCAAGUUCUAUCAAACACAUCGAUGGCAUAUAUGACGACCAUGAUUUUGGUAUGUUGAAGUACAUUGUGGUCAUCAUUCACUCAGGUGUUAAUGACGGGCAUUCAACAUAUGAAUACCGUGAUUAUAGUCAGAAAUAUCUUUUGGAUUUUUUUGACAAACCUGCCGAUCACUAUCGUCGCAAACGCAAAGGAGCAUAUUUCUCCUUGUUGUUCGAAGAUCCUUCGCAGCCGAAGCGGAGAGUCAAGCUCAUUGUUCUAGAUGUAAGAUAUCAUCGCGAAUGCUAUUACUACUGUGUAUGUGGUAUAUGUAAAUGGGCGAAGGUACAUACAAAUAGGUUUAUCUUCAUGAGGUCAAUGAACUUCCUAUUCGGGUUCGGCUGCAACCACCCAGCUGAUACUUUGGGUGAAGAACAAUGGAAAUGGCUAGAAGGUCAGCUACACAAAUCAACAGCUGAAGCCCAUGUGAUCGUAUCAUCUAUGCAGAUAUUCACCAGGUACCCAAUUACUGAAAGCUGGGGACUAUUGCCAGUGGCUAAGGAUAGGCUAGUUCAGUUGCUCAUGGCAACAAAGCCUAAAAACCCAAUAUUCAUUUCAGGGGAUGUACAUUAUGGCGAGGUUGAUGUAAAGGAUGGAGUGGUUGAAAUAACCUCCAGCAGCCUUACACAUUCGUUCCUAGAGGGUGCUAAAUCACGUUAUCGCCCACUAGCUAUGACCAUCUACUUCACUAAGCCUACCGCUUAUAUGUUCAACAACUUCGGCGGGCUGGAGUUCGAGUAUGAUGCUAAACAUGACGCGUUGAAAUGGUCGGCCAAACUGUUCGACGUGAAUGGAAAAUUUGUUGAUGGAUUCUCAAACGAUGUAACACGUGACCCUCGAGAGCCAUACAGAAAUAUCGACGCCAAGAAAGAUACGUUCUUUAAAAACACACGUAUUGUCAAGUGUAGAGGACCACUUUGGCGCAUUACUCUGGGUUAUAUCAUCCUUUGUUUGCUGUCAUGGAUGGUGCUGAUACCCUAUGUCGCUUUAAGCGCCCUUUACAGGGCCUUAUUCUUCUCUCGUAAGGAGAAACAAAUUUGA